Aspergillus oryzae RIB40 is the source of this 1647-nucleotide messenger RNA. RefSeq names its product SD08430p. The record is from RefSeq and is a predicted model, not a curated record. Gene Ontology annotation, molecular function: acetyl-CoA transmembrane transporter activity. Gene Ontology annotation, cellular component: membrane. The transcript is spliced from 2 exons. The coding region runs from base 1 to 1647 and encodes 548 amino acids. NCBI's taxonomy places the organism in Eukaryota, Fungi, Ascomycota, Eurotiomycetes, Eurotiales, Aspergillaceae.
AUGAAUUCCAACAUUGAAAUGCGCAAGAGGGACACCUCUAUCGAAUCGACGUCGUCCGCACAAGCCUCCCGCAUCAUGUCCCGCUCCAGCUUCUCCUUAGACCACGACCCCCCGGUCACCCCGCAAACACCGGGAUUAACCACGACGAGUUUUUCGAACCUCCCACGAAGCGAUAAGAGAAACUUCUUGCUAUUGUGCGUGUUAUACUUUCUCCAGGGAGUGCCCAUGGGGUUAGCCACGGGAUCGGUCCCGUUCCUACUCAAGCCCUACCUGUCCUACGGUCAGAUCGGUGUCUUCUCCCUUGCUUCGUAUCCCUAUUCACUUAAACUACUCUGGAGCCCCAUUGUGGAUGCGGUCUGGAGUCGGAGAUUUGGUCGCCGCAAGAGCUGGAUCACACCGGUUCAGGUGAUUGCUGGAUUGGCCAUGAUUUAUAUGGGCGGGCGAAUUGGUGAUAUGAUGGUGCAGGCGGGCGCUAACGGCGGCGCUGGGGUCUGGAACUUUACAUACUGGUGGUUCCUGCUGGUGUUUUUCUGCGCCACGCAGGACAUUGCGGUGGACGGAUGGGCCAUUACGCUCAUGUCCCCACCAAACAUCUCCUAUGCCUCGACCGCACAGACGGUCGGCUUGACGGCUGGUCAUUUCUUGUCGUACACGGUGUUCUUGGCAUUCAAUUCGCAGGAUUUCGCCAAUCGCUGGUUCCGAUCUAUCCCCGGAGAAGGAGGCCUGCUCUCGUUGGGAACGUAUCUGACAUUCUGGGGAUGGGCGUACCUAGUCGUGACGACUUGUUUGGCUAUCAUGAAGAAGGAAGACAAGACCCAUGAUCGGGACAGUAUUUCGGAUGUGUAUAAGAGCAUGUGGAGCGUGCUCAAACUCAAGAACGUUCAAACGAUCAUCUUGGUGCACCUGAUCGCCAAGAUCGGAUUCCAGGCCAACGACGGCGUAACCAGUUUGAAGUUGUUGGAUAAGGGUUUUGGCCAAGACAACAUGGCAUUGGUCGUGCUGAUUGACUUUCCGUUCGAGAUUGGCUUGGGCUACUAUGCUGGCAAAUGGUCGACCGAGUACACUCCCAUGCGCCUGUGGUGUUGGGCCUUCAUGGGACGACUGGCAGCGGCUGUUCUGGCACAGUUGACCGUUAUGAUUUAUCCGUCGGGUUCGGAGGUCCCGUUCUGGUAUAUGCUGACGGUGAUUGGGGAGCAUGUGCUGUCGACUUUCAUGAACACGGUCAUGUUCGUCGCUGUGUCUGCGUUCCAUGCACGCAUCUCCGAUCCAGCGAUUGGAGGAACCUACAUGACGCUACUGGCAACUGUCUCCAACCUGGGCGGCACAUUCCCACGCUACUUCAUCCUGAAGCUUGUAGAUAUGUUUACCGAGGCGACGUGCAUCCCUCCUAGCGUGCCUCCUGCGGCGGACCAGUUGAAGGGUGAAUUGGUCACUGCACCUUUCUCCUGCGCGCUGGAACCGGAUAAGAACCGUUGCACAAAUGGCGGCGGCUCCUGUCAAACCAUCCAUGAUGGGUAUUACACGACGAACAUUUUAUGUGUGCUGAUUGGCACCGUCACCUUUUUCAUGUUUAUCCGACCGGCGGUGCUGAAGCUGCAGGGACUUCCCCUGCGGGCGUGGCGGUUAUCCCCGAACAGCAGGCAGUAG